Molecule: messenger RNA, 762 nt
Organism: Solanum verrucosum
Lineage: Eukaryota; Viridiplantae; Streptophyta; Magnoliopsida; Solanales; Solanaceae
Exons: 4
Coding region: 1-762 (253 amino acids)
Source: RefSeq, a predicted model, not a curated record
AUGAAUCCUCCAAGUUUCACGGGUUUGAGAACUAUUGAGGAUCCAGAGAACUUUAUUGAGGAGCUAAAGAAGGUGUUUGAGGCUAUGCAUGUUGCCGAUACUGAGCGAGUUGAACUAGUUGCAUACCAACUGAAGAAUGUUGCUAGGACUUGGUCUAACCAGUGGAAGGAGGGUAGAGCUGAGGAUGCACCACCUGCGAGAUGGGAAUUUGCGGAUAUGAGGAGUAGGAUGAGCUUGUCUGUCGCUGGCUUGUCUCAUCUGUCGAGUAAGGAAGGUAGGGUUGCAAUGCUAAUAGGUGACAUGGAUAUUUCGCGGUUGAUGGUUUAUAUGCAGCAAGUUGAGGAAGGGAAGCUGAGGGAUAGGGAAGAGUUUAGAAAUAAGACGACUAAGACAGAGAGUGAAUCUGGGCAGCAGAAAAAUAAUGGCAACAGAGCUCAAUCUUCAUCAGUUUCUCCACCAGAAAGGGAUGCACCUAGAGGAGCUAUAUCCGGUACUGGUGGAGGAACAAACCUUCUUUAUGCGAUCACUAGUCACCAAAAGCAAGAGAACUCUCUAGAUGUUGUCACUAUUGUCAGAGGUCGUCCUGCUAGACGUAAUGUUAAGGAGCAAGGGGUACCCAAUGCACCUAAAGUGCAACCUCAGGGAGGGGUCACUAAUGCUGAGUUUUGUGAGGCUAUAAGGAUGCUAAUUCAAGCUAUGACUAAUCAGGUUGGGCAACAAAGAGGAGCUAGACAGGAAGUGGCUAAUACUUCGAGGAUCUGA